AUGAAUUCUAGAGAAUAUUUUGAAAAGAUUAAACAUUAUUCGGCGAAUGAAGAAGGAUCACAAGUGGCUGAUCUAUUAACAAUAAGGGCAACAACUUUUAUUCAACAAUUAGCUUUACUUUUCCAACAUUUGAAACAGCAAAAUCUGUGUAAAAAUGUUAUAAAAUCAAUUAGGGCUUCAACAGAUUUACCGUCUUUUGGACAAUUUCCCAGAGCACAUCAGGUGACUUUUCUGUAUUAUCAAGGAUUACUUGCUUUUCUUGAAGCCGAAUAUCCUCAGGUAUUUAAAUUUGGCUCACUAAUUUUGCAAUUUCAUUUUCUCAGUGUUUUACCAUCACCGGAUGUACUUUCUCGGUAUCCUAACUUAGAAACUUUGUACAAACCAUUCAUUGAUGCCAUUAGAGAUGGUAAUGUUAAAAAGUUUGAUGACGCACUCGCAAAGUUUGAAUUAAGAUUAGUUGCUCAAAACACGUUCCUGACUGUUGAACUGGCACGGGAGAUUGCAAUGAGAGUCUUAUUCAAGAAAGUGUAA
This is a messenger RNA of Racocetra fulgida, 531 nucleotides long. The record is from the annotation of a GenBank genome assembly. Lineage: Eukaryota; Fungi; Glomeromycota; Glomeromycetes; Diversisporales; Gigasporaceae.